GAAAUAGCUUAUAUGCACAGCAAGUCUAUUAAUCGAGCUAAAUUUUAAAAUUAAUUACAAUGAAUAAUAAAAUUAAAGUUAGUUGCUGGAAAAGUCUAACAAAUUAAUGUCAUUGUGCUGAGGAUCGUUAGUUGAGUUGAAUUUUCAGAAAUAUUCAACUUUUUUGAUAAUUUCUUUAUAAUUUCAAUUAAAACUUUCCUUAUAGGGAAUGUAAACAAAGGGUUUGAGGGGCUAUUGAAUAAUCUACUGACAUUAUCUGGUACUGACACUAUCUGGUACUCCACUGUAGUAAAAUUUAAGUGUUCGAUUAAUCGAUAUUUCUUUCAACAUAAACAUUUGUUAAAACCCAUUUAGACACAUGUUUUUCAUAUGAAGCCCUCGUUUUGUCUGUUUACAUCAUAUUUGGUUUUUUUAGUAAAGAGUCUCCUAGACUUAUUCCCUGAUUUUUUUAUUUUUACUUUGAUGUGAACUUUUUUUGAUUAGAUAAUGUCCCGUGGCCGUGGCAGAGGAGGUCGAGGCUUUACAUUUAACCUAGAAUCCAUAGGUAUUGGUAAAGGAGAGCAAUUACCGGCUCCAAGUCUCGCUCCUCCACCUUUAUAUCCAAGUUUGCCUGUUAAGCCAGAGCCUAUCAUUCCUGGUGAUAAUGAUAAUUAUAACUAUUUGCAUGAUGUAAAACAGUCGUUGAUUUCAUCAUUUAGAUCAUCAAAAUACUUCGUAGUUCCUCCUAAAGUUAAAACAACGGUUCAAAGAUACUCGGACAAAUUUGAUGCUGCCAACACUCUGACAACAAGUUCAGACUUAGAUUCUCUGGAUUGGAGAUUGUUUCCAGAGGAACUCAAGCCAACUAAAAAGAUUAGAAAAACUAAAUCGGUGAAAACACUGGGACCUGAUGAUGUAGAUCAGUUGUUGAAAAAGAUGGAAGAGUUGGAAGAGACGGGAGAAAAAAGUCCGAAAUCUGAAAAGGAUGAAAGUGAACCAGAAGGUGAAAUCGAUUCAGACGAGGGUGAAAAAGAUGAAGAAGAAAUCGAAGAAGACACUGAUUAUGCUCGAAAUUACUUCGAUAAUGGUGAAGGUUUCCUUGAAGACAACUCUGAUGACAAUUUGGAUGAAGGACCAGUUUAUUGAAGGACACUGAAGAAUGACACAAUCCGUGCAUAUAUUGCCAAACAAAUAAAAUGAUAGUUAUUACCAUAAUACUCAAUUUCAACACUAAACAAGUUGAAUUUGUUUGCCUAUUCAAUCAAUUGAAUACUUUAUCAUUACCAAUCCAUUCUAUGAAUAUUGACUCAUCCGGCUAUUAUCUAUUUGACGGGAAUCAUCCAUGAUUACAUUUCUAGGAAGUGACCUUUUUUUACUGUUGAAUGGAAAAUUAUUGUUUAUUUAAUCGACUACUUAUUUAAAUACAUCAACAAAUCAAAAAUGGGUGUAUUCAUAGAUAUCUUACUCUUAACCCAAACUGUUAGCUAUUAUGUCACCUUUGUCAUCAUCAUCAACAUCAUCAUCUUCAAAUUCAUAAGCUCAACGGAAAUUAAUCAUGUUAUGGCUCAUUUCACAUCUUUCACCAUUCACUUCUUUAUACCUUGACACCACUAUUCAUGUUCAUUUGUAAAAACUGAUGUAAAAAUGGGUUUUCAAAUUUCAAUUGUCCUCUCAUAUUUGUUAAUUACUAUUUUGACGAGAAGAAAUACCAUUUUAAUUUGUAAAUCACAUUUCAUCUCCAUCUGUCUUGCCAUCAUCCCUGAUUUAACUUCUCUGUCCAAUAAAUCUAUCUCUUUAUCAAC
Molecule: messenger RNA, 1781 nt
Organism: Tetranychus urticae (two-spotted spider mite)
Lineage: Eukaryota; Metazoa; Arthropoda; Arachnida; Trombidiformes; Tetranychidae
Gene: Polr3G
Product: RNA polymerase III subunit G
Biological process (GO): transcription by RNA polymerase III
Cellular component (GO): RNA polymerase III complex
Source: RefSeq, a predicted model, not a curated record